UGGCUGUUGUUCUGGUACUGCUUGGAAUGCUUCAUUAAAUAGAUGCGUCGAAUGCCAACCAGGGUUUGUGGGGUUCCAGUGUACCUUUGCCUGUCUCUAUCCCUAUUAUGGACAAGGAUGUUUAAAUGUCUGCAAAUGUUCUGAAUAUGAAUGCAAGCCCUCAACUGGUUGUUCAGAAAUGAAGAUCGAAAACAUCUCAAACAUGAUAUCAUCGGACACGUCCAGUAUCCCUACAAAUUUUUCAAAUAACUUCAGUGAAGUUCUGAAUGACAAUGUCUGUAGUACAUGCAUCAGCUUCCCAACCUACGGUAUUAUCCUCAUUGCUUUGUGUUUGGUAGGUUUGUUAAUCUUAACAGGUUUCGUAUCCUUCAUUUUCACAAAAUUAUACUACACCAAGAUCUGGGAGAAAAGAAUAACGAAUGAAUAUCAAGAGAUGCAGAGGAGACAACUUUCCGAAAACUCUUAUGAAAGAAUAGAUGUUGCAAAUGUUUUCACGGGAAUAUCAAAUGUCAACAUAACGUACGAACGUUUAAAUAAGCUGUACAGUAUUAACCUUAAUCAGGAAGGCUCCAAUGCAGUUCCAGAGAUCAGUUUACCAAAUAACCCCGUGUAUGAUGAUUGUAUAAAUAUGGAUUCAGGUUCUUCCGCUUAGACCUUGAUUAUGGAAAAGGAGACUUACAUGAACUUUAAUAUAAUACAAAUACAUUUUAGUCAUUUAAUACUGAUAAGUACGACUGGUACAUUGCUCAUUUUGAGAGUCUUUAUUGAAUAAAAACCGUUGCUAAGAUAGGCAUUUUCAACUUUCAUGUAAGUAUAUUUUCACUUUUCUCCUCUUUGUCAGAAAUUAACGGAAUCCUCCGAACAGCUGG
This is a messenger RNA of Saccostrea cuccullata (small rock oyster), 869 nucleotides long. RefSeq lists its product as uncharacterized. Bases 179 to 652 code for a protein of 157 amino acids. The record is from RefSeq and is a predicted model, not a curated record. Lineage: Eukaryota; Metazoa; Mollusca; Bivalvia; Ostreida; Ostreidae. The transcript has 3 exons.